Dacryopinax primogenitus is the source of this 438-nucleotide messenger RNA. RefSeq lists its product as uncharacterized. The transcript has a single exon. Gene Ontology annotation, molecular function: protein binding. NCBI's taxonomy places the organism in Eukaryota, Fungi, Basidiomycota, Dacrymycetes, Dacrymycetales, Dacrymycetaceae. The annotation marks the transcript as partial. The record is from RefSeq and is a predicted model, not a curated record.
UCUGCUCCCCCCUUGCUUGAGGACACAGUAGACGUGGUUCUCAAAUCGUCGGAUGGUGUUGACUUCCGUGUGCACAAAAUGUUCCUCGCCAUAGCAUCAACCGCAUUCGAAAGUACAUUUCUACUUCCCUCAAAUCCUCAAGGUGAAACCGAGUCGACUCUUCCGUCUGUAUCCCUGGUCGAAAUAGCAGAAGUCAUCGCUCUGAUACUGGCGUAUAUCUAUCCUAUCAAACGACCGUCUCGUCCGUCCCUUGCACUUCUCAAAGGCGCUCUUCGAGCGGCCCACAAAUAUGACAUGCAACCGGUCCUCUCUGGUCUCCGCCCACAUCUGCUUCAUCAAGACUUUUUACGAUAUGACCCGAUUGGCGUCUACGGCAUUGCAAGCACUCUUGGUUUCAAGGAGGAGGCACGCGUGGUAUACGAGAGCAGCCUCAAGCUC